Messenger RNA from Macaca mulatta (Rhesus monkey), 5494 nucleotides. The record is from RefSeq and is a predicted model, not a curated record. Lineage: Eukaryota; Metazoa; Chordata; Mammalia; Primates; Cercopithecidae.
UUUUUUUUUUUUUUUUUGAGACAGAGUCUCGCUCUGUCGCCCAGGCUGGAGUGCAGUGGCGCGAGCUCAGCUCACUUCAAGCUCCGCCUCCUGGGUUCACACCAUUCUCCUGCCUCAGCCUCCCAAGUAGCUGGGACUACAGGUGCCCGCCACCAGGCCAGGCUAAUUUUUUGUAUUUUUAGUAGAGACGGGGUUUCACUGUGUUAGCCAGGAUGGUCUCGAUCUCCUGACCUCGUGAUCUGCCCGCCUCGGCCUCCUAAAGUGCUGGGAUUACAGGCAUGAGCCACCGCGCCCGGCCUACUUGCUAUUCAUUCAGCCUUGCUGAAUGACUUAGAGUCCCACUGGAUUUUGCUUACCAGCUAAAUGAGCCCCUCUCCUUCCCAGGCUCUCUAUUCUUCAAGCUCAGAUCAAGUUUCUCUUCUCAGGGAAGCCUUCAUGGACCUUCUCAGGCCUCAGCGGCUGCUGUCAAUGCCAGCUUCCUCCACUUGAACAAAACUACAGAGCUCUUUGCACUUUUAAUUUUUUUCCUCUUCCCUGCUAGGGUAGCUGGCAGGAGUUAAUAAACAAUAAAAUACAACUGGAGGGCUGAGAGGCAGGAACCACCGGGGCCUGUGGCAGACCAGACCUAUGGCAGGGUCUGCCACCCUGUCUUUGUGCCAAGGGCAAGAUAAGCCUAACUUUCCCCAAGCUCGAUUUCCUCAUCUCAUCUGAAAACGAUGAAUAAAAAUACCCAGCUCAGAGCUACUAAGAAAACUGAACCUAAGGUAUGCAAAGUCCUGCUCCUAGCACUUAAAUGUAAGCUACUCUUAUUCUAGUUACACAUAAAGUUACUUCCAAAAACCUUACGAAAUUCCCCGAGCACUGUCCAUGGUAUGUGGUUUCCCGGUUGCUUAUUGGGUGGUCCCAAGAGCCUUCCUUUUUUCCUUCCUGAGGCGUGCCAAGUCCCCUCUCCUCUUCUCUGGGUGGUGCUGACGCCUUCUUCCCAGGCUGCACCUUUGCUGGGCCGGAGGAUGCCCUCGCAGCGGAGCGCCAGAGUCACCAGGCAACCUCCCCAGCCUCCACCCUCUAGCCCGGGCUCCCACCUCCGUCCUCGGGCCCCUCGAGUCACGUUCUCCUACUAAGCAGUUGGGCCGCAGCGCCCCGCGCCGGUCUGACCCGGAAUGCCUGCUGGCCGCGGUAGGCCGAGGACAGGCGGGGCUCUGCAGGUCCCCAACCCACGUGCUCCCGGCCUCCUCCGCAGGGCGCCGCCUUCCGGCUAGGCGCAACAUGGACUACAUUUCCCAGGGUGAACAGCGGCGGGGCCUAGACUCUGCGGGGGCCUGGGGCGGCGUGCCGCUCCACCGCCUGCUCAGGGGAGCGCGGACUGGCGCGAGGACAGGGCUAAAGACCCGGAAUGAGUUUCCGCGCAGUUCCGCUGGGCCGUGCCGGGCGGUGCCGGGCCGUGCCGAGCCAGAACUGGCGAGAGUGGGGGCCUGAGUUGCGGUGCCGGGGACAGGCGCUCGGGGCAGCCCGCGCCUUGCCGAGGUCCCUGCCCCGUCCCGGCCGGGCGGGCUUGUCUGUCAGUCACUGGGGCGGAGGCAGCGGCGGUAGCUGGGCUGUAGCGGGGCGGUGAGAACAGCGCGGGCCAGGCCGAACGGAAGGGACCUGCCACAGCCCCUCAACUCCACGGACUCUUCGCCCCAGACUCGCGGAGCUGCAUCUCCGCGCCUCGUCGGACGCCUCCGUAACCACGAAGGGCUCUCUCCCCCGUGACCCUCCAGCCCCAUGACCUCUUCAUAGCACCCGAGAGCUCACCCAGGCGGGGGUGUUGUGGGUACAGGCCAUCGACCUUGUGACCCCUCAAGAGCCAGGGACUUGGUUUCCCCCGCAGGCCUCCCUCCCCAGUGACUCCCUCCACACAGAUUCUGGGGACAGAGCUGUUACCUACCACUAGGAUCCCUGCCUGAGAGCUCCUCAUUGACGGCUCCCUCCUCGGAGUCCCUUUCAUUGGGUCUCCUAAGAGCACCCCUUUUGGCCUCUGGCAAGCCUCCCACCCCCAAACGAGGUGGGGAGGCCUCGGCAGCCAUGCCCGCCCUGGGCUCCCCCUCACCCCACCACUCCCUGGGCACCCAAGCCGGGGUCUAGCAGGGGGCCAGCAGCCAAGGGGCUGGGGCAGGAGACAGAUCAGGGCCCACCUCCCUGCCAGGGAGGGAGCAAAGAUGGAGCGGCGGGAGGAGCAGCCGGGGGCUGCAGGGGCUGGAGCAGCACCAGCCUUGGACUUCACUGUGGAGAACGUGGAGAAGGCGCUGCACCAGCUCUACUAUGACCCCAACAUUGAGAACAAGAACCUGGCUCAGAAGUGGCUGAUGCAGGCCCAGGUCUCCCCACAGGCCUGGCACUUCAGCUGGCAGCUACUGCAACCUGACAAGGUACCAGAGAUCCAGUACUUUGGGGCCAGUGCUCUUCACAUCAAGAUCUCUCGCUACUGGAGUGACAUCCCCACUGACCAGUAUGAAAGCCUAAAGGCACAGCUCUUCACCCAGAUCACCCGCUUUGCCAGUGGCUCCAAGAUUGUACUGACUCGGCUGUGCGUGGCACUGGCCUCACUGGCUCUCAGCAUGAUGCCUGACGCUUGGCCAUGUGCUGUGGCAGAUAUGGUACGACUCUUCCAGGCUGAGGACUCACCAGUGGAUGGCCAGGGUCGCUGCCUAGCCCUGCUAGAGCUACUGACAGUGCUGCCUGAGGAGUUCCAGACCAGCCGCCUACCCCAGUACCGCAAAGGCCUGGUGCGGACCAGCCUGGCGGUGGAAUGUGGGGCUGUCUUCCCUCUGCUGGAGCAACUACUACAGCAGCCCAGCUCACCCAGCUGUGUGCGUCAGAAGGUGCUCAAGUGUUUCUCCAGCUGGGUGCAGCUGGAGGUGCCACUGCAGGACUGUGAGGCGCUCAUUCAGGCUGCCUUCGCUGCUCUGCAGGACUCGGAGCUCUUCGACAGCAGUGUGGAGGCCAUUGUGAAUGCCAUCUCACAGCCUGAUGCCCAGAGGUACGUGAACACGCUCCUGAAGCUCAUCCCGCUGGUGCUGGGUCUGCAGGAACAACUGCGGCAGGCAGUGCAGAACGGGGACAUGGAGACCUCCCAUGGCAUCUGUCGCAUCGCUGUGGCCCUGGGCGAGAACCACUCCCGGGCCUUGCUGGACCAAGUAGAGCACUGGCAGAGUUUCCUGGCACUUGUCAACAUGAUUAUGUUCUGCACAGGCAUCCCUGGCCACUAUCCUGUCAAUGAGACCACCAGCUCCCUAACCCUCACCUUCUGGUACACGCUGCAGGAUGAUAUUCUAUCCUUUGAGGCAGAGAAGCAGGCUGUAUACCAGCAGGUGUACCGGCCAGUCUACUUCCAGCUGGUGGAUGUGCUUCUGCACAAGGCCCAGUUCCCUUCUGAUGAGGAAUAUGGAUUCUGGUCCUCAGACGAGAAGGAGCAGUUCCGAAUUUACAGGGUGGACAUCUCAGACACGCUCAUGUAUGUCUAUGAGAUGUUGGGGGCCGAGCUGCUCAGCAACCUCUAUGACAAGCUGGGUCGUUUGCUCACCAGCUCAGAGGAGCCCUACUCCUGGCAGCACACAGAGGCCCUCCUCUACGGCUUCCAAUCCAUCGCAGAGACCAUUGACGUCAACUAUUCUGAUGUGGUGCCUGGGCUCAUUGGCCUCAUCCCACGGAUCAGCAUCAGCAACGUGCAGCUGGCAGACACUGUCAUGUUCACCAUUGGAGCUCUGUCUGAAUGGCUGGCUGACCACCCCGUCAUGAUCAACAGUGUUCUGCCCCUGGUACUGCAUGCCCUAGGCAAUCCUGAGCUCUCUGUCUCUUCUGUGUCUACCCUCAAGAAGAUCUGCCGAGAGUGCAAGUAUGACCUGCCUCCCUAUGCUGCCAACAUUGUGGCCGUGUCCCAGGAUGUGCUGAUGAAACAGAUCCACAAGAGGCCCGUUUUCCUUCUUACCCCACAACUAGAUGUGGCCAGGACUGACCAUCCAUGUUCUGCCCCACAGACAAGCCAGUGCAUGUGGCUGAUGCAGGCGCUGGGCUUCCUGCUGUCAGCUCUUCAAGUGGAGGAGAUUCUUAAGAACCUGCACUCGCUUAUCUCACCCUAUAUCCAGCAACUGGAGAAGCUGGCAGAGGAGAUACCCAAUCCCUCCAACAAGCUGGCCAUUGUUCACAUCUUGGGGCUUCUCUCCAACCUCUUCACCACAUUGGACAUCAGUCAUCAUGAGGAUGAUCACGAAGGCCCUGAGCUUCGGAAGCUGCCAGUGCCACAGGGACCCAACCCCGUGGUGGUGGUGCUGCAGCAGGUCUUCCAGCUUAUCCAGAAGGUGCUGAGCAAAUGGUUGAAUGAUGCCCAGGUUGUGGAGGCGGUGUGCGCUAUCUUUGAGAAGUCUGUUAAGACGCUGCUGGAUGACUUUGCCCCCAUGGUGCCACAGCUGUGUGAGAUGCUGGGUCGGAUGUACAGCACCAUCCCCCAGGCCUCUGCUCUUGACCUCACUCGACAGCUGGUCCACAUCUUUGCUCAUGAGCCUGCCCACUUUCCCCCAAUUGAGGCCCUCUUCCUGCUCGUCACCUCCGUCACACUCACUCUCUUCCAGCAAGGGCCCAGGGAUCAUCCUGAUAUUGUUGAUUCAUUUAUGCAACUCCUGGCACAGGCUCUGAAGCGGAAGCCAGAUUUGUUCCUGUGUGAACGAUUGGAUGUCAAAGCUGUGUUCCAGUGUGCUGUGCUGGCCCUCAAGUUCCCUGAGGCACCAACUGUCAAGGCCUCCUGUGGCUUCUUUACAGAGCUGCUGCCUCGGUGUGGGGAAGUAGAGUCUGUGGGAAAGGUGGUACAGGAAGACGGUCGUAUGCUGCUCAUAGCAGUGCUGGAGGCCAUUGGGGGCCAGGCCUCCCGCAGCCUCAUGGACUGCUUUGCCGACAUCCUGUUCGCCCUGAACAAGCACUGCUUCAGCCUCCUGAGCAUGUGGAUCAAGGAGGCCCUGCAGCCACCUGGUUUUCCCUCUGCCCGCCUCAGCCCUGAACAGAAGGAUACCUUCAGCCAGCAGAUCCUUCGCGAGCGAGUGAACAAGAGGCGGGUGAAGGAGAUGGUGAAGGAGUUCACACUGCUGUGCCGGGGUCUCCAUGGCACAGAUUACACAGCUGACUACUGAGGGGUGCCCCCAUCCCACCCACCCCUUCUCUUCACCCUUCCCUAUCCCCAAAGAGUAAACCUGGACCCUCAUGCUGUCUCUGCCUCCUUUCUGCUGCCACCACCACCUAACUGAAAGCCUGGGUCCAGAAGGCCUGGGGGAAGGAUGGGAGGAUGCUUGGACCAGGCCUGAGGGAAUAGUAGGAACACCCUCUAGCUCCCAGGUUGGAAGAGAUAUUGCUGUAGCCAAGACACCUAGGCUGGAGCCCUUCAGAAUACUGCCAUUGCCCUUGGGGUGGGGUGGUUGCACUAGUGUCAUCAACCCCGCCAUCCCCAUUAAAUUAGUCCCAACAUGCA